Trichechus manatus latirostris (Florida manatee) is the source of this 2149-nucleotide messenger RNA. It is a transcript of the gene POPDC1, whose product is annotated as blood vessel epicardial substance. The transcript is spliced from 8 exons. The record is from RefSeq and is a predicted model, not a curated record. Gene Ontology annotation, cellular component: sarcolemma. Bases 92 to 1174 code for a protein of 360 amino acids. Lineage: Eukaryota; Metazoa; Chordata; Mammalia; Sirenia; Trichechidae. Gene Ontology annotation, molecular function: cAMP binding. Gene Ontology annotation, biological process: striated muscle cell differentiation; heart development; regulation of membrane potential.
UUGUGGCAGCGCCGGCGACACCGGGCGGUCGGGCCCCACCAGGUACCCGCUCCCGCGCUCAGCCGGGUGCAAGCCCCCUUGAAUUUUCAAGAUGAAUUAUACUGAGUCCAGCCCAUUGGCAGAAUCCACUGCAAUAGGUUUUACACCUGAGUUACAAAGUAUCAUACCUGUGCCUUCCAAUGAAACCACUUGUGAAAACUGGAGAGAGAUACAUCAUCUAGUUUUUCAAGUAGCAAAUAUUUGUUUUGCAAUUGGGUUGGUUAUUCCAACUACUCUUCACCUUCAUAUGAUACUUCUUAGAGGAAUGUUAGCUCUAGGAUGUACCUUUUAUAUCGUCUGGGCCACUCUCUACCGAUGUGCCUUGGAUAUAAUGAUCUGGAACUCUGUGUUCUUGGGGGUCAACGUUUUACAUCUUUCAUAUCUUUUGUACAAGAAAAGACCGGUAAAGAUUGAAAAGGAACUCAGUGGCAUCUACCGGCGAUUGUUUGAACCACUCCGUGUGUCCCCAGAUUUGUUCAGAAGAUUAACUGUACAGUUUUGCAUGAUCCAAACCUUGAAAAAGGGUCAGACUUACGCUGUAGAGGACAAAACCUCCGUUGAUGACCGCCUGAGUGUCCUUCUGAAGGGAAAAAUGAAGGUCUCCUAUCGAGGACAUUUUCUGCAUAACAUUUACCCCUGUGCCUUUAUAGAUUCUCCUGAAUUUAGAUCAACUCAGAUGCACAAAGGUGAAAAAUUCCAGGUCACCAUUAUUGCAGAUGAUAACUGCAAAUUUUUAUGCUGGUCAAGAGAAAGAUUAACUUACUUUCUGGAAUCAGAACCUUUCCUGUAUGAAAUAUUUAGAUAUCUUAUAGGAAAAGACAUUACGAACAAGCUCUACUCACUGAAUGAUCCUACACUGAAUGAUAAAAAAGUCAGUAAGUUGGAACAUCAGCUCAGCCUUUGCACACAGAUCUCCAUGCUGGAAAUGAGGAACAGCAUAGCCAGUUCCAGUGACAGUGAUGAUGGGUUACACCAGUUUCUUCGGGGGACCUCCAGUGUCUCCUCUCUUUAUGUGUCAUCCCCACACCAGCGAGCCUCUGCCAAGAUGAAACCGAUAGAAGAAGGGGUGGAAGAAGACGAUGAGGUCUUUGAACGGGCGUCUCCAGACUCCUUUAAAGUGCACCAGUUGCCUUGAUCAGAGAGAGGAUUCCCAUUACCAAGAUGGAAAUGGUCUUGAAGAGAUCCUGAAAAAUACCAGCACUUUUUUCAUGGCUUUUAGAUUAUUCUGCUCUAGUACAUCCAGACUGGUAGAGUCUGAUGGCAGGAGAGUGGGAAGGUCAAAAAUGGGAAGGUUAUUUUGCCUGUCCAUUUUAUUGGUCAGCUUUUUAGGUAAUGGUUUUGCUGAGCCUUCUAACUGAACCUGGUUCUAUUUUGAGAUAUAUAUUUUCACAGUAUUUUCUAGAUAUAUUAUCAUUUUAACUUAAAAAAUCUUAGUGCUCUUAAUGUACAUGCCUUUCACUUAUUUUUCCAAGCUGUGGUUCUUUUUCCUCACAGACAAUUUGUUCACUGCCAAAGUGAUGGAGUUGUCCAUUUGAUAGGUUUACCAAAGCAAUGCAAAUUUGAAAUUGAGGUUGAGGUAACAUUAAAAAGCAGGGAAUCUCAGGCUUUCUUCAACUGAUUUUUUUAAUGAGGAAUUUUAGAGAAAGAAGUGAUUUGACUGGUGUUUAUUUUUUUCCCAGGCCAGAUGGAUUAUUCUACUAGAUCACCUUACUCAUGUGGGCGUUCUGUAGAUAGCUUGAUAAUGAACAAAACUCAUCAGACUUUACUCACAUUACUCUUACAUUAUUCCAUUUAUACACUGGUCUGAAACCUGAAGCUGGAAAGAUAACAAAUGGUAGCAGUUCUGAGCUCAGUGUCAACCUUCAACUAAACUUGCCUGUGAUUUUGAGCCAUCUUGACCCACACACCCUGGUGUGGGAACCAUUUUACUGGGGGUAGAGAGGACUGGAGAGGCAAGUGGAUGAGAAAGGUGUCAUAAGGAUAGGGUAACUGAAAGAUGAGCUUCAUUCUUUGGCUUGUAUUCUGGAGUUUUAGUUUGUGCCUCCGGAAACACAGAUGUCUCUUUAAAAUAUGUGCCAGAUUCCAAGUGCCAGGGCUCUGAAUGUGAGCA